CCCUGGCCCUGCAGCCUCGAGCACCGCCGGGCAUCGCAUCGAAGACAGCAGCGGAGGAAGUUGUGGCGAACAUCCAAAGGCAUCCAGUGUUCAGUCGCGACCGAGCCAGGAACCAGGAACCAGGAAACAGGAUUCCGAACGGAUGAAUGGCAGGCAGGCCUGGUGAUCUGCGAGUAUGCAUGCAAUUUGCAACACAUGUCUCCUCAAUUUGUGAGCACAAGUCGCAGACAGGCCAGGCCAGGCCACUCGCCGCGGCGCUAGCACUAUGAUUCGGUUUGUCCGUCUCGGCUGGAGAUGGACAUCGCGUUCUGAUCCAGUCACUCCGCCCACCAGAGGGCGCAGGGCGCACAGCGCCCCAUGGCCAUCAUCGGCAUUCCGAUGCCGGCCCAGGCGCUGUACUCUGGGCACCGGGCCCCUAAUUAUAGUGGCCGAGGUGUCCUGCGUCGUUCCUAGCCAUUGUCCUCAAACGGGACCAGGCUUUUGCGCACCGCCGACUGAUUGGCGACCUUUUCCCUUCGCUCGUAGAAAGCGGAAGGUUCAGUUCUCCAAGGCUCUCGACCCGUACGACGCUCGAUCGACCAAUUACGUCGGAACCAGACUGCGGGCUCUGGCUUCCGAGCCCAAGGGUUGGACGUUGGAGGUUGGACGCUGGCAGGCCGGCCAUCCGAAAGAAAAAGCAGCAUGGCGCUUUUCGUCUUUGCCUUUCAAUGCUCACCGAAUUCGCCGUUUUUCAGGCUCCUCUCCCUCCUCCUCAUCCCUUCUUUUGGAUGCAGCGCGUCAGAAACAGCACAUUCUUCUGGCAUUGUUGGCUCCGUAGCUUCUUUAGUUCAAUCAGCUUGAUUACGAGUGGAGGUGUCUGCAUCAUUUCUGCACAUAUGCCUGCAAUAGAAGGUUUCAUAAAACCAGAGAGAGUUGGGUGGCUUACUUUCUUUCUUCUUGUUCGCUCGGUUCUUUCUCUUCUCAAGUAAGUCAAUGCAGAAGUUCGCUUGAGAGCCAAACUUUCGGCUGCGACUUAUCAAACAUUGUCACAUGUAAAGGCAGUUUCAGCUUCUCAUCAUUUGCCAUGUCCGUCGUGCCUACCAUGUGCUCGGAGGAUUUCUCAUGAGACAAAUCGUUCUCACCUUUUUCUAGAGUUCACUCACGAGCCGUGUAAGUGUGACAUUAGGAGAGAUAGUGUACGCUCAACGCCAUUUUCAAAAUUUUAAGAAACUGCGUGUCUAAUUUUUAAAACUUUUUGCUUUUCCAUCUGCCGGA
Messenger RNA from Marchantia polymorpha subsp. ruderalis, 1254 nucleotides. Lineage: Eukaryota; Viridiplantae; Streptophyta; Marchantiopsida; Marchantiales; Marchantiaceae. The record is from the annotation of a GenBank genome assembly.